AUGGGGGUUCUUUUCUCGAAGCUGUGGGAAAGAUUGUUCUCAAGUGGAAGCUACAAGAUCAUCAUCAUUGGAUUGGACAAUGCUGGCAAGACGACAACGUUGUAUCGAUUAAAUCUUGGAGAUGUUGUUGUGACUCAGCCAACAAUCGGGAGCAACGUGGAAGAAGUUGUUCAUAACAAUAUUCGGUUCGAAUGCUGGGAUCUUGGUGGCCAGGAAUCAUUGCGGCCAUCAUGGGGCUCGUAUUAUGUCAACGCGCAUGCAAUCAUUCUUGUCGUGGACAGCACAGACAGAGACAGGAUCUCCUCUGUGCGGGAUGAAUUGAGGAAUUUGUUAACGCACGAAGAUCUCAAGAAGGCAGUCAUCUUAAUUCUUGCAAACAAGCAGGAUCUGAGGGAUGCGAUGACGGCGGUGGAGAUCUCUGAUAGUCUACUCUUGCACAGCAUCAGAUCGCACGAAUGGCACAUCCAAGCAGCGUGCGCUCUGACAGGUGAAGGGCAUCGUGAAGGAUUGGACUGGAUCGCUUCGAAACUGAAAUGA
Guillardia theta CCMP2712 is the source of this 537-nucleotide messenger RNA. RefSeq lists its product as hypothetical. The coding region runs from base 1 to 537 and encodes 178 amino acids. The transcript has 4 exons. Gene Ontology annotation, molecular function: GTPase activity; GTP binding. NCBI's taxonomy places the organism in Eukaryota, Cryptophyceae, Pyrenomonadales, Geminigeraceae. Gene Ontology annotation, cellular component: trans-Golgi network; cytoplasm. The record is from RefSeq and is a predicted model, not a curated record. Gene Ontology annotation, biological process: intracellular protein transport; vesicle-mediated transport; protein localization to Golgi membrane.